Molecule: messenger RNA, 729 nt
Organism: Alnus glutinosa
Lineage: Eukaryota; Viridiplantae; Streptophyta; Magnoliopsida; Fagales; Betulaceae
Product: NAC domain-containing protein 41-like
Exons: 1
Coding region: 1-729 (242 amino acids)
Biological process (GO): system development; regulation of DNA-templated transcription
Molecular function (GO): DNA binding
Source: RefSeq, a predicted model, not a curated record
AUGCUGCCUUUAGGGUUUCGGUUCAAGCCCACCAACGAGGAGCUCAUAAGCCACUACUUGGUGAAUAAGGUCAAGGGCGAACAACUUUCCUGGGAUGGCAUCCCCGAUUGUGAUCUAUACGGUGAGAAGCCUCCCUGGGAAAUCUGCGGCAAUAAGGAGGAGAAGGCUUACUUUUUCACGGAGUUGAAGAAGCUAAGCAAACAUCGUGUGGCACGAACAGCCGGUUGUGGGGUUUGGCAUGAAAAUUGUACUGUCAAGAUUUAUGAUAAUCCGAGUGAUGUUAUCGGGGCCAGGAAACUCUUCAAUUUCAAUGUAAAAGAGGGCUCGACAACGAAGAACUCAAACUGGAUCAUGCACGAGUUCUCCCUCGUUGGGGAGCAACAGGGUACCAACUGUGUUCUCUGUACCCUUCAAAAGAAAGGAUCAGAAUCAUCAAGUGGGGUCAAAAGACGCUUCGAGGAGGAAUCUCAUCAGAGAAAGAGGGUUUGCUGCAAUAUUGUUGAAUGUCCACCGCCUCAGGCAAUAUGGAUCCCAGCGGAGACUGAUUUGGAAACCAACAUGGGCUCUCUACCGUCCAGUGAUCCCUCUGAUUUUAAUUUUGAUUUGGAAACCAUCAUUAGCUUACAGCCGCCAGAGGUUGGAGAUCUGCCGCCAGAGGGUGGAGAUCUGCCGAUUCUUCCUCCAUUGGAGGAUUUUUGGGAUGCUGACUGUGAUGCUUUAUUUGCCUAG